This is a messenger RNA of Oncorhynchus masou masou (cherry salmon), 3084 nucleotides long. RefSeq names its product aldehyde dehydrogenase family 3 member A2-like. Gene Ontology annotation, biological process: aldehyde metabolic process. Gene Ontology annotation, cellular component: cytoplasm. Gene Ontology annotation, molecular function: aldehyde dehydrogenase (NAD+) activity; 3-chloroallyl aldehyde dehydrogenase activity. Lineage: Eukaryota; Metazoa; Chordata; Actinopteri; Salmoniformes; Salmonidae. The transcript has 11 exons. The record is from RefSeq and is a predicted model, not a curated record. Bases 297 to 1838 code for a protein of 513 amino acids.
CAGAACAGAAGGUACGGUACUGUGGCAUAAUGUAGUUCACCUCCUUGGUAAUGAGACAUCGAUAGCAGCGCAUGUUUUUCACACGGUGAAUGGCUUUUUAUUUUAUGCAAGAAGUUUGCGCAGAAUAGUAACGUUUAUGAUAUCGUUUUUUUAAACACUGUCCCGCAGGGUUGAACUUUUCAGAAGUGUAUUUUUUGUCCUUCGUUUUUUCCGAUUUAUGGAUGGAAUUUAUUGACAACAGACAAUAAUCCUGCGUGCUUCUUUUAUUCAUGUGUGUGUGCUGGUGACCGGUUACCAUGGAGAAGCAGGCGGUGCAGAGGGCCAGGGAGGCUUUCCUCGCUGGGAGGUCGCGACCCCAGGAGUUCAGAGUUCAGCAGCUCAAGUCUCUCCAGAGGAUGAUCACAGACAGACAGGGAGAGAUCGCCACCGCCCUCAGACAGGACAUCAACAGGAGCCAGUACGACACCCUGCUGUUUGAGUUGAUCGGCCUGGAGAAUGAGAUCAGCCUGGCUGUGUCGAAGCUGGCCCAGUGGGCUGCUCCUCGGCCUGUAGAGAGGAACCUCCUCACCAUCUCAGACCAGGCGUACAUCCAGCCGGAGCCCCUGGGAGUGGUCCUCAUUAUCGGGGCCUGGAACUACCCCUGGGCCCUAACCCUGCAGCCCCUGGUCGGGGCUAUCGCUGCAGGCAAUGCAGCUGUGGUGAAGCCGUCUGAGCUGAGUGUAUACUCAGCUAGUCUCCUCAAAGCUCUGCUCCCACGAUAUCUGGACCAGGAGCUGUACCCUGUAGUGUGUGGGGGCGUGUCAGAGACCCAGGAGUUGCUGCGUCAGCGUUUCGACCACGUCUUCUACACAGGGAACAGCACUGUGGGUAAACUGGUGAUGGAGGCAGCAGCCCGACACCUCACCCCCGUGACCCUGGAGCUGGGGGGGAAGAGCCCCUGUUACAUCGAUAAGGACGUCGAUCUCAGAGUCGCAUGCCGGCGUAUCACGUGGGGGAAGUUUGUGAACUGUGGUCAGACGUGCAUCGCCCCAGACUACAUCCUGUGUGAACCCAGCAUCCAGAACAGAGUGGUGGAGGGCAUCCGGCAGACACUACUGGAGUUUUAUGGGCCUGACCCCAAAUCCUCCCCUGACUACGGCCGCAUCAUCAACCAGCGCCACUUCAACCGCUUGAUGACUCUACUGGAGGGCUACACGGCAACAGUAGGGGGGCAGAGUGACUCAUCACAGCGCUAUAUUGCCCCCACGGUGGUGAAGGACGUGCCCCCCCAGGCUAGGCUGAUGCAGGAGGAGAUCUUCGGGCCCCUGUUGCCCAUAGUGACCGUCAGCGACAUAGAUGAAGCCAUCCACUUCAUCAACGAGAGAGAGAAGCCCCUGGCGCUCUACGUCUUCUCCUCCAACAAGAAGGUGAUACAAGACAUCCCUCUCUCUGUCUCUGUCCAUAAGGUGAUAAAGCGAAUGCUGGCUGAGACUACCAGUGGUGGGGUGACAGUCAACGACGUUAUUAUGCACUACACCCUCAACUCUCUGCCCUUUGGGGGUGUAGGUCAGAGUGGAACAGGAAGGUAUCAUGGGAAGCACACCUUUGACCAGUUCAGCCAUCAUCGGGCGUGUCUGGUCAAGUCCCUGGGCAUGGAGGAGGUCCACAUGGUGCGGUAUCCACCCCAGAACCACCAGAAGGUUCGCAGGGUCAGGCUGGCCAUGAGGACCCCACUGGUUGACUUCUCCAAGGGCACCUACAUCUGGGCCGUCACGGCGUCCAUUGUGGCUCUGGGACUCCUGGUCGCCCUGACUGUGAUUCUAAUACUAGCGGCCGGUGUCAGCUGCACCUGUUUGUGAUUGAUGGAUAGACACAGUGAAGUUAAGGUUGCACAUUUAGGUAACUUCCCCAAAAUCUACCGGCAUUCCAGAAAUCCUUAUUGGAGGAUUUCGUAUUUCCUGCUUCUUCCCUUAUGAUUCCGGGAAUCUUCCUACCUUUCUCAGGAAAAACUGGUAAUUUUGGGAAAGAGUAGAGACACCAAUACAUUAUUGUCAAGGUAUUAUGUGAGUUUCUUUAGUCUGUACCAUCCAUGUCUUCAUUUAAAAAAAUACUUCUGUUGUAUGAAUUUGUAUCAAAUUAAUGUUUAAUUUUUUUAACGGCAUUAUAUAAUACUAUUCAUGAAGUUAUAUCACUUAACUACAGUUAAAAAGAUGAAGUAGGCUAAUCAAUGAACUACUGUAUGGAAAACCAGGUUUUUAGAGCAAAGUAGGCCUUAAUGUUCCGCACACAUAAAACGUUGACGCAUAUGCCCCAGUGUUAGAGAAAUGUUGUUUGCCUCUUUCCUUUUGAAGUGGAUGGUGGUGGUAGUAGAGGGGUAAAAUGGCUGCUCGUAAAAUGCAACGGUCAUCUGUUGUUUUUAAUUCUCCUGCUGCACCUGGAAACCCUAUCUGGCUCGUACAAUAACGUCAAUUCAAUGUAAUUCAAUGUGCCUUUGUGUCGUCUCCGAAUACACCCAUAUGACACACUAUUCCCGAUUCAGUGCACUACUUUUGAACAGCGCCCAUAGAGCUCUAGUCAAAAGUAGUGCACUACAUAUACUGAAAAUAGCAUACCAUAUGGGACAGACAUACCAUACAAUAUAGACUUGAGUGUACAAAACAUUAGGAACACCUGCUCUUUCCAUGACACAGACUGACCAGGUGAAUCCAGGUGAAAACUAUGAUCCCUUAUUGAUGUCACCUGUUAAAUCCACUUCAAAUCAGUGUAGAUGAAGAGGAGGAGACAUGUUAAAAGAAGGAUUUUUAAGCCUUGAGAUAAUUGAGACAUGGAUUGGUAUGUGUGCCAUUCAGAGGGCGUAACAAAAGAUUUAACUGCCUUUGAACAGAGAAUGGUAGUAGGUGCCAAGAGCACCGGAUUGUGUCAAGAACUGCAACGUUGCUAGGCUUUUCUUUGGGACUGAGUCAGAGGGUAGCGUGUCUUUGGGACUGAGUUGGAGGGUAGCGUGUCCUUGGGACUGAGUCAGAGGGUAGCGUGUCUUUGGGACUGAGUUGGAGGGUAGUGUGUCUUUGGGACUGAGUUGGAGGGUAGCGUGUCCUUGGGACUGAG